Prorocentrum cordatum is the source of this 1441-nucleotide messenger RNA. NCBI's taxonomy places the organism in Eukaryota, Dinophyceae, Prorocentrales, Prorocentraceae. The record is from the annotation of a GenBank genome assembly.
CGCGCUGCCGGCGCUGCGCUUCGGCGGCGAGCGCGCGCGGGGCCUGAAGCGGCCCUGGCGGCCGCGCCUGGUGCCCAGGAGGGGGCGGCGGCGGCUCAGGAAGUCGGUGCUCAGCAGGCGCGUGAGAUCCGCGCUCGAUACGGCUCGCGGCUCAGCAGUGGCGGCGGUCAGCCCAGCCGUGUACCUCGCCAGCCUGGGCCUUCCGCCUUGCGGCUUCUUCUUGGAGCUGUACGGCAUCCCGGGCCCUGGGGUAUGCGCCGACGUCGCAGCUUGGCUGCCAUGCGUUGGCGGUGCGGUGGGCGCGGGCAACCCGGCGACGGGCGUGGACCGCAUCCACUGCUUCCGCGCCGUGCCGAUCCCGGCCACAUGCGACGCCCUUCGCGCGGCGGCAGAAGGUCGACUCGGGCUUCCUCUGGUGCCGCGGGGGCUCCCCAAUCUCGCCAGCCGCGCUGGCGUGGGUGCGCACGGCGCAGGUUCGGGCGCUGCCAGAGCGGCUGCGCCAGCCGCGGCCGCUGCCGCGGCGGCGCCAGCCGCGGCAGCCGGGGCAGCAGUGGGCGGCGGGCUUGCCGCCGGAGCGGCGGCGGGUGCCGCGCAGGCGGCUGGCGAAGCACGUGCUGGCGGCGCCAGCAGCGGCGCCCGCGGCAGCGGCGGCGGGCCCCGCGCCGGGGGCGCUGGCCGCGGCCGCCGCACGCGCCGCUCCCGCGGCUGGCGGCGGCGGGCCCGCUGGGCUCGGAGCGGCGCUGGGCGGCCCCUCCGGCAGCUGGCGCGGCCCAUCCCGCCCCUGCUGGCAGUUGCGGCUGCUGCGGGUCUGGCGGCCGUGGUGGUUCCCCCGCCUGCCGCCCCCGCGGCGGCGCCCGGCGCUGGCGCAGCGGCUGCCGCCGCGCCGGCCGCGCCUGCAGCUGCUGCCGACGCGCGGGUCCUCGCGGUGAGCUACGACACGCUCGGACAGCUGCGUCGGGCUUUUCGGGGGGCGAUCCUGGCCAUGGUCGAACACCCGUGGCCAGACUGGCCCGUGCACGCGGACCUGCCGCUGCUGCUUCAUGGACUGAACGCGGUGGGCCUCGCCUCGGGCGAGCUGCUGGCCCGCGUCGCGCAGCUGUGCGAGGAGCGAUGCCGCGAGCGGCUCGCCCCUGAGACGAAGAAUGACAACGCGGACACUCACCUGAUCCUCGGCUGCGGCCUCGCACGCGGGCAUAUCUGCGUCGCGCCGCAUUCGGCGGGGCACUUGAAGGAGGAGCUCACGAAAGAGUGGGCAGUGGCAAAGGAACGGCGCAAGGCUCGCGAGGAGCACGCGCUGGCGAACAAGGAGAAGAAGGGCAACGAGACGGAUCGCCGCAUGCGGGCCGCUGAACUUGGGCAGCCUGCGGCCGCGUUUUCUUGCCUGACAGUGGGCUCCGCUGCCUCCAGCGCUCCGUCCACGCAGUUUUGCGCGCGCUCGCGG